This is a messenger RNA of Entamoeba invadens IP1, 894 nucleotides long. RefSeq names its product 26S proteasome regulatory subunit RPN10, putative. Gene Ontology annotation, molecular function: polyubiquitin modification-dependent protein binding. The transcript has a single exon. The record is from RefSeq and is a predicted model, not a curated record. Gene Ontology annotation, biological process: proteasome-mediated ubiquitin-dependent protein catabolic process. The coding region runs from base 1 to 894 and encodes 297 amino acids. NCBI's taxonomy places the organism in Eukaryota, Evosea, Mastigamoebida, Endamoebidae. Gene Ontology annotation, cellular component: proteasome regulatory particle, base subcomplex; cytosol; nucleus.
AUGCCUGAGUGCGUCGUAUGUGUGAUAGAUACGUCGGAUUAUAUGAACAACGGUGAUUAUAACCCUUCGCGAAUGGAAGCACAAAUCGAAGCCGUCCAAUCCAUCACAACUGUUAAACUUCAAAAAAAUCCCGAGAACUACGUUGGCUUUAUAGCAGCUGGGAGUGAGUCGAAGAGGAUAUUAGUGACUCCAACGAAUGAUUUUGGGAAGAUCUUGAGUGGAUUACACCUUGCCAAAGUGGGGGGAUUGAGUGAUUUUAAACAAGCACUAUUAGUCGCGAAAUUGGCGUUGGCCAACCGUGUCGAGAAGAUCUACACACAACGUAUCAUUUUGUUUGUCGGCUCCCCUAUUAACAUGAAAGAGGAGGAGACGGCGGAGAUCAUCAACGCACUGAAAAAAAAUGGGAUUGCUCUUGAUAUUGUGUCGUUUGGGGAAGUCGUCGACAACGCGAAAGUCCUCGAAACGUUUCCGGCGGGAAUGGGUGAGGAAUGUACACUUGUCACCGUCCCCGCUGGACCACACGUGUUGCUUGAAAUGAUCUCAAAAACACCCAUCAUCAUGAGAGAUGGCGGGCUCGGAGCAUUUAAUCCAGAGUACGAUCCUGAAUAUGCCGCCGCAAUUCGAGCUUCAAUGGGAGAAGGAAAUGCUACUUAUAAUGAAGAAGAAGAAUUAGCAAAGGCUAUUGCCGCUUCUUUGGCUGAUAUGGAGGAUAACAACAGAAGGCCAAUGGAGACCGAAAAGGCUCCAGAACAACAACACAACCAACAAGCGCCACAAGAAAUCGAGAUGGACGACGAGAUGAAAUUGGCGAUUAAAAUGUCAAUGGAACCGGAGAAGAAAGAUGAAAAGAAGGAAGAGAAAAAAGAUGAGAAAGAAGAAAAGAAAGAUAAGUGA